UUUUUCUGGUUGGAAUUAGACCCUCAAACCAUCCAAUCAGAGCCCUCCAUUUGGAUCACCUGUCCCAAGAACCCCCCAUUCAAUAAGACUCAAAUUUCAUUGCAUUCUUCUCUCAUUUUGGAAACUUGGGUUCUUCAUUUUCAAAGAGAUUCAACUAGGGGUAGAGGAUUUGGAUGGUCUGUGGUGGAGGUUUGGAUGAACUGGGUGGACCCCACUUCAUCUUCAUCUAAAUCUUCAUCAUCAUCUUUUCCAAUCUCUCUCCUUCCCAACACCCAGGAUUCCUUUACCCAGAAUUUCCUUUUUUUAAGAGAACAAUUCGAUUUGAUUGCUGCCCACCCACAUCCUCUGAUUGUCCAAUAUCUGCUACUCCUGUUGAGUGUUGGUGUUUUUCAAGACAUGGGUCCUGAAUUUUCAUCCAUUUCAAUCCUAUCCCAUGAGAUUUUUUCAUUUGCUAGAAACCCAUGACAGAUCUGGAAUGUUCAUCACAGAAAAACCCAUUUCCCCGGCCAGCCUGCUGCUCUGAUUGACAGCCUGUCUUGUCUGUCUGCACAAGGCCCGGCACUGGCCAACAUAGAUCCAACGGUAUCUAGACUCCAACGGUGCAAAAGAAGUAUUGGGUUUUUUAAUUCAAUUCUCACUAAUCAUAAGCCCCCAACUUCUGGAGUGGAUUGUCUACAGCUGCCACUGACGAGGCCCAUUGAUACGUUGGUGGGCUUCGUCCAAGAAAAAAAAAUUAAAAAAUUAAAAAUUCAUAUAUUCGACGGUAUCUUCCAUUCUCAGAUCCGCUAUUUUUCUUUAAUUGGGGGAUUUUUCUUUUCCCACUAUCGCUUUUAAGCAAUUGGGUCCUUCAUAUAUCUUCUCUAGAAUCCGUCCAUCUUAGAAUCUCCCUACCUAUCCGAUGCUUUUCUUCGUGUUAUCUUCCCUCUCCUUCCUCAUCCUUCUCUCCAAGUCUCUCUCUCCGAAGCCCCUACCGUCAUGGGUGCAUGAGGUGAGGUUGUUGUUGAGCUUGUUCUGGCGAGAGCUAGCAUGCUUGCUUGUUUUCGGCGAUAGUGUCGCUAGAACUUCCACAGAGAUGUCUUCAAAGAAGAGGAGUCUUGUGAAGGUGGAGAAUGUGGAAGAGUCUGAUGAAUUGUCGAUAUUGGAUUUGCCUGAAUUGGCGUUGGAAUGCAUUCUAGGGAAGCUCCCGCCGAGUGGGCUCUGCAGCAUGGCGGGUGUUUGUAGCUCCUUGAGGGAGAGGUGUAGGAGCAAUUACCUCUGGGAGAGACACAUGAAGAAGAAGUGGGGCCAGGUGAUUGGCCGAGCUGCUUAUAGGGAAUGGCAGUGGUUCAUCGCGUCGAGGGGGGAAUUGGGUGUCUUGGACGGCGGGAAGUCGAAAGGGUGGCUUGGGUCUUUCUCUUGUAUGUGGCCAAUUUCGUGGCUGAGGUCUAAGAUCAAUGGUGUUAGCAAGCCGACGAGCUCUUUCCCCGUUGAUUCGAUCAUGUCCUGGUACUUGUCGCUCGAGAGCGGGAAGUUCUGGUUCCCUGCUCAGGUCUACAAUCGCGAGCAUGGGCAUGUUGGAUUUAUGCUGUCGUGUUAUGAUGCUGAACUUAGCUACGAUUGCCGCACAGAUACCUUUCAUGCAAGGUACCCACCACAUGGACGGCGGACGAUGGUGAUAGAGGAAGGGGUGCAGUGGGAGAGAAUAAGACCACCGCCGGUUGACACGCCCGCACACAAUCUUCACAUCUCUGACUGUCUGAGCGAUUUACGCCCCGGUGAUCAUAUUGAGAUUCAAUGGAGAAGAAACAAAGAAUUUCCUUAUGGUUGGUGGUAUGGGGUGGUUGGUCACUUGGAGUCAUGCGAUGGAAAUGAACAUCUCUGCCGAUGUCAUAACAGCGAUACUGUGAUGUUGGAAUUCAACCAGUACACACAUGGAUCGCGGUGGAGAAGAACGGCCAUAAAUAGGAAGGAUCAUCGGGAAGAAGGGAACGAAUCUGUUGGUUUUUAUGCUGGCAUUAGGAAACUUCAGAGCAAGGAGGAGAUCUCCAUGUGGAAGCGGCUAUGGCCAAAGGAAGUAUUGGAAUAGGCUUUUUUGAAGUCUUGCUGCUGUGAAUCUUCUCUAAGCCUGUACCGUUGGGCGUUCCACAGUUAAAUCAAACACUAGAGCUAUCCGAUUGCAGCUGCUAUAUCAACCACAUACCAAUGAAUUGUGCAUUAGUAUUUAGAGCAAUAGAAUGAUUUAGGAGACCUAAAUAUGCCUCGAUUUUAGUUGGGUCGAUAUGGAGGUCAUGUAUUUCUUCACGGCCAGUCUGUUUGAUUUUAUUUCGACCCAUGAAAAAUCCCCACUUUUAGUUUUUUGGAAUAAAUUCAAAUCCAAUGUAACAUAUUACAAUGUAACCAAGCUUCAAGGAACAAGAUUAUCUUUGCUUGUUACA
Messenger RNA from Magnolia sinica, 2414 nucleotides. RefSeq names its product F-box protein At2g32560-like. The record is from RefSeq and is a predicted model, not a curated record. Lineage: Eukaryota; Viridiplantae; Streptophyta; Magnoliopsida; Magnoliales; Magnoliaceae. The transcript is spliced from 5 exons. The coding region runs from base 899 to 2065 and encodes 388 amino acids. Gene Ontology annotation, molecular function: protein binding.